Labrus bergylta (ballan wrasse) is the source of this 1212-nucleotide messenger RNA. The record is from RefSeq and is a predicted model, not a curated record. NCBI's taxonomy places the organism in Eukaryota, Metazoa, Chordata, Actinopteri, Labriformes, Labridae.
GAGAGGCGGUAGAGUUUGAGCGAGCAAACAGUGGCUCUAAGGGGCAGUGGGAGAGCGUGAUAGGAAAGACAGAGUUGGAAGAAAAAAAAAAAAAAAAAAAGGCGGCCAGCCAUUUUGGCAUUUAUUUUCAGUUGCUAUAGUCCUUGCUGCCUCUGCUGCAUGCUGCAGUUUGCACUGCGAACAUUGCAGCGCGGAUCACCUCCUUCUCUCUUGGGAAAACCGAAGGACCCCCAGGGAGGUGUGAAUUUCUGGCACAAUUGCUCAGCACUGCGGCAUCCACACAGAGGCUAAAGGAAUGUAGCAGAAAGGUGGACAGAGCCGUGGAUCAUCCUUCAGGACGUUGGUCCCCAAACCGUCCUUCUUCCCCUGCGUGCAUCUCUCCUGCUCUGUGUAUGGGAGGUGAAGCUUUGGCAGGCUGUCAGUCAGCAUGCGGCGGUGUGAACGGGCAGCCCAGUGCCCACAACACGCUAUGGACAUCAGACACUCCUCGCUGUACUAAUGAAAGGCUUCAAGCUCGCCUGCACUGCCAGUAACUCAAACAAGAGCACGCCUGCCUGCUCACCAGUCCUGCGUAAACGCUCGCGCUCUCCUACACCACAGAGCCAGGAGGGUGAGAAUAUGGUUGAGAAGGGUUCAGACCACUCCUCUGACAAAUCCCCCUCUACGCCCGAGCAGGUUGUCCAGAGAACAUACUCCCUGCAGUCAGCGAGAAGCGGGGGAAAGAACUCCAAGUCUCACAAGCGACUAUCCAAAAAGAGCCAAAGCUGGUACAACCAUGAAAGACAACACAUCCUGAGAGUAAGCAUGACUUGUAUUCUUGUGCAACCCUGGAUAUCUUUCUCUCUCUCUCUCUCUCUCUCUCUCUCUCUCUCUCUCACUCUGUAUUUGGUUCUCAGGCUGCUGGAAUGAUAAUAUCCCUCCUGCCUGUUUCUCAUUCCAUUGACUUCAAUCCACUCUGUUACCACCUAACGAUGAAGCUAAACUUUAGAGGUGGUGAUUUUGAUUCCUAAUGUUAAAAAUUUGUACAACUUAAGCCUUACAUUCUUGAUUGAAACAUAUGAUUUGCUUUUCUCUCACAAUGAUAUAGACAGUAAGUGAGUUGAUUUGUGAAGCCCCUGAGAUGGGACAAAAGAAGGUUACCGCUUCAACCUCUAAUUUUGGCUCACAACAGGUGGUAACAAGCUGAGUUUCUCACUCUACUAAACAAAUCAA